AUGUCGAGAUUGCAUGAAUAUCAGAUCAUUGGUCGUCGUCUCCCAACUGAGGCCGUUCCAGAGCCCAAGUUGUUCAGAAUGAGGAUCUUUGCCCCCAACACUGUUGUCGCCAAGUCUCGUUACUGGUACUUUUUGCAAAGAUUGUACAAAGUCAAGAAAGCAUCUGGUGAAAUUGUUGCUCUCAAUGUGAUUUCUGACCCAUCUCCUACCAAGGUCAAGACCUACGGUAUCUGGAUCAGAUACGAAUCGAGAUCCGGCAUCCACAACAUGUACAAGGAAUACAGGGACGUUACCAGGGUUGGUGCUGUUGAGACUAUGUACCAAGACUUGGCUGCUAGACACAGAGCCAGAUUUAGAAACAUCCACAUUUUGAAGGUGGUUGAGUUGAAGAAGACUGAGGAUGUCAAGAGGCAAUAUGUCAAGCAGUACUUGACCAAGAACUUGAAAUUUCCUUUGCCUCACAGAGUCCAAAAGUCCAAGAAGUUGUAUGAGUUCAAGGCACCAACUACCUUUUAUUAA
Molecule: messenger RNA, 519 nt
Organism: Candidozyma duobushaemuli
Lineage: Eukaryota; Fungi; Ascomycota; Pichiomycetes; Serinales; Metschnikowiaceae
Gene: RPL20B
Product: 60S ribosomal protein eL20
Exons: 1
Coding region: 1-519 (172 amino acids)
Biological process (GO): translation
Cellular component (GO): ribosome; cytosolic large ribosomal subunit
Molecular function (GO): structural constituent of ribosome
Source: RefSeq, a predicted model, not a curated record